CACAGAUCUCGCCGGCCCCGUUGCACGCGCCGCGCAGCCUUUCCUUUCCACUCUGCACGCGCCGGCAACGAACGGUUCCUCCCUACCGUUUGAACGGUUCGGGGAACUGGGUCGGGCCCGUGUUCGACCGAUCGCUUCCUUCCUUCUUUCCUGAGUGGCAGACGGAGGUUUUGGUUUGGCCGCGCGCGGUUCUCUCCACGGCGGUGGCGGAUGGGGUGCAAGGGGUCCAAGCACGCGCUGCAUGGCGGCGGCGGCGCCGCGCUGGAGCCGCGGAAGUGCGCGUCGGGGCUCGUGGCGCGCCACUCCGUCGCGCUCAGGUCGUCCACGCUCGGCACGCUCAGCCUCGACCGCGCCACGGCCGCCGCGGCGGUUUCUUUCGCCGGAGGGGAGGGGGCGGGGGCGACGGCGACGACUGCGAGGCCCGGGAAGGAGGGCGUGUCGGGGAGGUGCCGGUCCUUCGCCGGGUGGUUCCCGGCGUCGCCCAAGGUGGAGCCGGGCCAGCCGGUGAAGCGGCAGAGGCUGGCGCCCCCGCGGACGCCCACCAAGACGCCCGCGCGCGACCCCGAGGAGAUCAACGUGUGGGAGCUCAUGGACGGGCUCGACGACGACGGUGCGGAGGACGAAGAAUACGAUGAUUGCCUGGACGGGCAGGUUCCGUCGGCGUGCGGAUCGCCCGAGUUCGACCCCGACGUCCUGUCCGCGUUCCGGGAGGCGCUCGCCGAGCUGUCGCCCCCACACCCGGACGCCGACGUCGUGAGCGACGGAGGAGCCGUCGUCAAAAAGGAGGAAAUCCAGGUGCUCGACGACGUCGCGAGCGACGGAGGAGCCGUCGUCAAGAAGGAGGAAAUCCAGGUGCUCGCCGACGUCGCGAGCGACGGAGGGGCCGUCGUCAAGAAGGAGGAAAUCCAGGUGUUCGGCGGAGCCAUCGUCAAGAAGGAGGAAAUCCAGGUGUUCGCUGACGUCGCGAGCGACGGCGGAGCCAUCGUCAAGAAGGAGGAAAUCCAGGUGUUCGCCGGCGUCGUGCGGGCGCGGCUCGACGUGCUCCAGGGAAGGAUCGACAGCAGGUCACAAAAGAAUCCCCCGCCGCCCCCGCCCCCGCCGGAGAGCGCGAGGCGGGUGGUUGUGUACCUGACGAGCCUCCGCGGCAUCCGGCAGACGUACGAGGACUGCUGGGCGGCGAGCACGAUCCUGUCCAGCUACGGCGUGCACGUGGACGAGCGCGACCUGUCGAUGCACGCCGGGUACAAGGAGGAGCUGCGCGACGCGCUCGGCGCAGGUGCCCCCGCCUCAGGCACCGGCGUGCUGCCGCAGGUGUUCGUCGACGGCUGGCACCUGGGCGGCGCCGAGGAGGUGCGCCGCAUGCACGAGUCCGGGGAGCUGGCGGAGGCCCUCGAGGCCUGCGAGCCUGCGCCGGGCGCCGCCGGCGGCGGGAAAGAGGGGCCGGGGGGCUUCGCUGCGGAGCCGUGCGGCGGGUGCGGGGGCGCGCGGUUCGUGCCGUGCGACGUCUGCUCCGGCAGUUGCAAGGUGUUCGUCGAGGACGAGGACGGCCCCGGGGCGUUCAGGCGGUGCCCGGACUGCAACGAGAACGGGCUACUGAGAUGUCCAAUCUGUUAAUGAAACCUCUCUGUUAAUUGCUUGAUUUAUUGUUGUUGUUGUCAGUC
Molecule: messenger RNA, 1661 nt
Organism: Triticum aestivum (bread wheat)
Lineage: Eukaryota; Viridiplantae; Streptophyta; Magnoliopsida; Poales; Poaceae
Exons: 1
Coding region: 211-1614 (467 amino acids)
Source: RefSeq, a predicted model, not a curated record